Messenger RNA from Engraulis encrasicolus (European anchovy), 1011 nucleotides. Its product is annotated as high mobility group AT-hook 2b. Bases 458 to 811 code for a protein of 117 amino acids. The record is from RefSeq and is a predicted model, not a curated record. The transcript is spliced from 6 exons. Gene Ontology annotation, biological process: regulation of DNA-templated transcription. Gene Ontology annotation, cellular component: nucleus; chromatin. Lineage: Eukaryota; Metazoa; Chordata; Actinopteri; Clupeiformes; Engraulidae. Gene Ontology annotation, molecular function: DNA binding; transcription coregulator activity.
CACGGCUUGAGGCGAAGUCUGUGCCGUAGUCAUAAGCUCUCCACCUCUGUGCAACAAGGAGAAGAGAAUAGAGACCCAAGUUAGCGUUGAGAAGCACAGCUGCCGGGGAUCUCGAGUGUGAGUGGUGGGGGUACAUGGUCCAUGCUCCUGUGGCUGUCUGUGUGUGUCAGGUGAGUUUGCUCCCUGAGACAAUGGCUGACAUUUUUGACUGUCAUGCUAUCCAAUACAUCCCAAUAGGACUUGUGUUUGAGGGUGCAGUUUUUCAAUAGGUGUAAUAAUGUGGUUUCAGACACGUGAAGAUUUUGUGGAGGGUUUUUAUGACGAUUUUAAUUGCAGUGUGUUGUCCUUUGGGGGGUACAGUACCAUGAACGGUGCUUCAAAUGAAUUUUGCCGUAAAUCAUCCAGAGUUGUGCGCACUUCCUCUCGAAACCCUCUGUGUGUCAGGUGACCAGGGCGGAUGGAGGAGGGGGCCAGCAGUCGCAGUAGGCCUACUCAGGAGGAGGAGGAAGAGGCAGCGGGGCCGGCCUCAGGACAGGAGACGCAGCCACAGCCCGAGCCUCAACCAGAGUCGCCACGCCGCGGCAGGGGACGGCCACGCAAACAACAAGAGGAGCCUGUGGGACCUCCUCCACCCAGAAGGCCUCGUGGGCGGCCCAGGGGAAGCAAGAGCAAGCAGGCCACCACUAAGAAGGUAGAACCUGUAGGCCAGAGAAGACCACGUGGUCGUCCCAGAAAAUGGCCACAGAAAAUAAGUGAAGAAGAACAGCAGGCUCAGGCGGCCCCCUCUCCCUCCGCGCCCCAACCCGAGUAGAAGGAGCUGUCGGAGGAGCAGGAGGGAAAAGUCACAACAGCAUGGAGAUGACUGACAGGUCGCUUCGCCAGACUCUGACCUCCUUACCUCCAGGCGCACAGCAGCAGCAGCAGACGCAGUCACAUUGGGUUUGCUCAGUAAAAAAAAAAAAUGCAGUGUUAAUUCAACACUUCUUCCUCUUUUCCACUGCUGGUUUUUUG